This is a messenger RNA of Perca flavescens (yellow perch), 964 nucleotides long. RefSeq names its product methyltransferase 1, tRNA methylguanosine (gene mettl1). The transcript has 6 exons. Gene Ontology annotation, cellular component: tRNA methyltransferase complex. The coding region runs from base 141 to 866 and encodes 241 amino acids. Gene Ontology annotation, biological process: tRNA methylation; RNA (guanine-N7)-methylation. The record is from RefSeq and is a predicted model, not a curated record. Gene Ontology annotation, molecular function: tRNA (guanine(46)-N7)-methyltransferase activity. Lineage: Eukaryota; Metazoa; Chordata; Actinopteri; Perciformes; Percidae.
UGACGUAACAUCGCCGCGACUCAUAACUGCUGGUAAACUAACUAGAAACUAACGUGACUCCCUGUAAUCGUCUGUGUGUAUUUAAUAAUUAGUUGACAGAGUGAAUAUUGUCGGGAAUAACGUCUCGCUUUUAAUCCAACAUGAGUUCGUCAAUGCCGCAGAAGCGUUACUACAGACAGCGAGCCCAUUCAAACCCGAUGGCGUACCACACGUUUGAUUACCCUGUGUGUCCUGAGGAGAUGGACUGGUCCAAACUGUAUGCAGACUUCUUCACUGGAAACCCCUCUGAGAAAGAGACCCCUCGAGUUGAGUUUGCAGACAUUGGCUGUGGAUACGGGGGUCUUUUAGUGGAGUUAUCUCCGCUUUUCCCGGACAAGCUCAUCCUGGGCCUGGAGAUCCGAGUGAAAGUGUCAGAUUAUGUUCAGGAUCGUAUUCGGUGCCUGCGUGCCUCGGAACCAGGAAGCUACCAGAACAUCGCCUGCAUUCGCAGCAAUGCGAUGAAGUACCUCCCCAACUUCUUUUCUAAAGGACAGCUCAGUAAGAUGUUCUUCCUCUUCCCUGACCCUCACUUUAAGAAGACCAAGCACAAGUGGAGGAUUAUUAGUCCCACAUUGUUGGCAGAGUACGCCUACACGCUGAGAGUCGGGGGUUUGGUGUAUACCAUCACAGAUGUGGAGGAAGUGCACCUCUGGAUGGUGAAGCACUUCACUGAACAUCCGCUGUUUACGCGCGUCUCGGAUGAAGAACUGGUUGGUGAUGUCAUCAUAAAUCGUUUGGGUACCUGUACAGAGGAAGGAAAGAAAGUGCAGAGAAGUGGAGGGAAGAAUUUCCUCGCAGUUUUCCGGAGGAUCGAGGAUUCAAUCUGAGACCAAACACUUUGGACAUGCAAUGAACUGAAAUAAGGAUCUUAUGCAGUCAUCUCUUCAUGGACGAUAAUGCUGCUCUGUGGAUCAGGAGGCUGUCU